UAGUUCAGUUUAUUUCAGUUCAACUCCUAAUUUCCUUCUCUCAUAAAAUAUUUAUUUUCAGCUCUAUUCUGUUCAAUUCAGUUCAGCUCAGUUGAGUUCAAUAAAUGUGAACGGGUCUUAGGGUCGUGUGUUGUGUAUUUAAUAAGAUGGACCCCUUUUGAAGAGGGAAAAAAACCCAUAAAAUCAGAGUCUUCUAAUAAAACACUGACUUUGAUGCAACGACGUCGUCGUUUUAGCGGGAGAAACUGAAAAACAAAGAAAAGUACUCAUCAUCUUCAUCCUCAAGAUUCAAGAACACACGAAAAUAUUGAAAAACCUUCAAUUUUUCAUUUUAAAAAAAUAAUAAUAAAAAUUUAAAGUUGCUUCGAUUUGACAUUUCUGAUACGUCUUUCUCUCUCGUCUUUAUCGUUGUAACUACUAUAAAUACAUCAUUCAAUUUCCAUUUUUUCAUUCAUUCAUUAAUACUACUAUUUUUCAAUCAAAUUGAUUUGGGGAAUUUUCCAGAAUUCUCUCAAUUUCGCACAUUACCUUAAACCCUAAGUUACCGAUUAAUUUCUGGAAAUCGGCGAAUUUGCAUCAAUUUUGAGCUAAUUUUUGUGAUCAAAAGCGAAAUGUCAUGGGGAUUAGGUUGGAAAAGACCGUCGGAAGCAUUCCAUUUGACGCUCCAUUUCGGCGAAGAAGCGGAGGAUGAUGAAGAUGAAGAGGAGAGAGAUUCAAUUGUUGUGGUCGACAAUGGCGGCGAUUUCUCGAAGAAAACGGUGGAGAUGGAUUGGACAGCAGGAGACGAUGAGGAUCAGGUGGCGUUGAGGUUGCAGUCGAAGUUAAUGGUGGAGAUGCCGCCACCGGAGGAUACGGUUGUUGUUGAAUUGGAGGAGAGAGAAAAUGAUGGCGGAGUUGCGGUGGAGAUGAAGGUUGUGAGGAGAAGAGAGCCAUUGAGAGCGAUUACAAUGGGGAAAACUGCUGGUUCUGGUCAGCAGAGUGAUGGCAUUGGGGUUUUGACGAGGUUGUUGCGGUCUAAGGUUGCCGCGACAGCGGUGGCUACUGGUGUUGGUGAUGGUUGUGUGAAUUUUUCAGACCAUUGGAAUACUGUUACUGCUUUGAGUCUUUGUGGUUGUGGUAUUUCUGUGUUGCCAGUGGAAGUGACAAAACUUCCUUUACUUGAGAAGCUAUACCUUAAUAAUAACAAGCUAUCAGUUCUACCUCCUGAAGUUGGUCAGCUCAAAAACUUGAAAGUUCUAAGAGCUGAUGAUAACGCUCUAGUCUCUGUUCCAGUGGAGCUAAGACAGUGUGUUGGACUUGUGGAGCUUUCACUGGAACAUAACAAGCUGAUUCGUCCAUUACUAGACUUCAGGGCUGUGGCUGAAUUGCGUGUUUUAAGAUUGUUUGGAAAUCCACUUGAGUUCCUUCCUGAAAUUUUGCCGCUACAAAAACUGCGUCACUUAUCUCUUGCCAAUGUCAGAAUUGUUGCUGAUGAACAUUUAAAAUCAGUGAAUGUGCAAAUAGAGACAGAGGCAACUUCCUAUUUUGGUGCAUCUAGACACAAGCUUAGUGCCUUUUUCUCCCUUAUAUUCCGAUUUUCUUCUUGCCGGCAUCCCCUAUUGGCAUCUGCACUGGGAAAAAUCAUGCAAGACCAAGAUAAUCGUGUUGUAGUUGGUAAAGAUGAAAAUGCAGUCCGUCAGCUCAUUAGUAUGAUCAGCACUGACAACCAUCACGUGGUUGAGCAAGCAUGCUUUGCCCUUUCAUCUCUUGCUGCAGAUGUAUCUGUUGCAAUGCUUCUAAUGAAAUGUGAUAUCAUGAAACCUAUCGAAGCUGUUCUCAGAUCUGCUGUUGAGAAGGAAUUAAUAUCUGUGCUACAAGUCGUGGAACGCCUUGCUUUUGCUUCUGAUGCUGUAGCUCAGAAAAUAUUCUCCAAGGAUGUAAUGAAAUCAUUGAAAUUAUUAUGUGCCCAUAAGAAUCCAGAGGUCCAAAGAUUAGCUCUGUGGGUGAUUGGAAAUUUGGCUUUCUGUUUAGAGAAUCGGAAAAAGAUGGUUACUUCCGAAAGUCUGCGGGAACUUCUUAUGCGCCUGACAUCCACAGCUGAGCCACGGGUCAAUAAAGCUGCUGCUCGAGCCUUGGCAAUUCUUGGAGAGAAUGAGAUACUACGACGUGCCAUAAAGGGGAGACCAGUAGCAAGGCAAGGGCUUCGGAUACUCACGAUGGAUGGGGGUGGAAUGAAAGGUCUCGCAACUGUGAAAAUCCUGAAAGAAUUGGAAAAGGGGACAGGGAAACCGAUACAUGAAAUGUUUGACCUCAUAUGUGGCACAUCAACUGGUGGUAUGCUAGCUGUGGCUCUUGGGAUCAAAUCAAUGACAUUGGAUGAGUGUGAGGAAAUAUACAAGAAACUUGGCAAACUUGUUUUUGCUGAACCUGUCUCUAAAGACAGCGAGGCAGCAACUUGGAGAGAGAAGUUGGAUCAAUUGUACAAAAGCUCAUCUCAGAGGUUCAGAGUUGCUGUACAUGGAGCAAAACACAGUGCAGAUCAAUUUGAGAGAUUGUUGAAAGAGAUGUGUGAUGAUGAAGAUGGAGACCUUUUGAUAGAUUCUGCUGUGAAAAAAAUACCUAAAGUUUUUGCUGUAUCAACUCUAGUUAGCGUGGUUCCUGCACAGCCUUUUGUAUUUCGGAAUUACCAGUAUCCAUCUGGAACUCCGGAGAUGUACCUGUCACCCUCUGAAAGCUCAGCAAUCAGUAUGUCAGGUGGAGACAACCCAAAUGCGGAAGUUGGAUAUAAACAUAAUGCUUUCAUUGGGAGUUGUAAACACAAGGUCUGGCAAGCUAUAAGAGCUUCAUCUGCCGCACCAUAUUAUUUAGAUGAUUUUUCAGAUGAUGUCAAUCGCUGGCAAGAUGGUGCUAUAGUGGCAAACAACCCUACCAUUUUUGCUAUACGGGAAGCUCAACUUUUGUGGCCUGACACUAAAAUUGACUGUUUGGUUUCUAUUGGAUGUGGCUCCGUUCCAACAAAGGCACGGAAGGCUGGUUGGCUUAUUUGGGAUACGGUGCCAGUGUUAAUUGAGAGUGCAUGUUCAGUGGAACGAGUUGAGGAAGCUUUAAGUACACUACUACCGAUGCUUCCUGAUAUACAAUACUUUCGUUUUAAUCCUGUUGAUGACCGUUGCGAUAUGGAGCUGGACGAAACCGACCCUGCUGGUUGGCUGAGGUUGGAAACAGCCGCAGAGGAUUACGUCAAAAAUAAUUCAGAAGCAUUCAAAAGUGUUUGUCAGAGGCUAACGUUGCCAUACCAACAGGACGAAAGAUUUUCAGAUGGUGUGAAAUCUCAAAAUCUGUCAAAAUCAAAGCCAGAGAAUGAUGAUGGUAGUCCUUCCUUGGGAUGGCGGCGGAACGUACUCCUUGUGGAGGCUUCUAAUAGUCCAGAUUCUGGAAGAAUCACACACCAUACAAGAUCACUUGAAACAUUUUGUUCCCAUAGUGGAGUAAGAUUGUCUACUGUAACAGGAAUGUCAAAUUCUCCUAAGCCGGUGACUGGUACUUCCAUCAACUCACCAUUUGCAUCACCUAUGUUUACUGGAAGUUUUCCAUCAAGCCCAUUACUGUACAGUCCAGAAGUUGCGCAGAGGAUUGGCCGAAUUGACUUAGUUCCUCCUUUGAGCUUGGAUGGCCAUCAGGCUCCAAGAUCAACUGCUUCACCUCCAAAGUCUCCUUCAGGACCCAGGCAGCUGUGCUUGCCUGUGCAAUCAUUGUUGAAUAAGCUGAAGAAUUCACCACAAGUCGGCAUUAUUCAUUUAGCGCUCCAAAAUGACACUACUGGUGCAAUUUUGAGCUGGCAGAAUGAUGUAUUUGUGGUUGCUGAACCUGGGGAGCUUGCAGACAAGUUUGUACAGAGUGUUCGCUUUAGUUUGUUGUCAACUGUUCGGGGUAGAAAGGAGAUGUCAAAACUUAACUCCAUCUCAACCAUAGCUGACCUGGUGGCAUAUAGGCCUUAUUUUCAAAUUGGAUGUGUUGUCCAUCGGUAUAUAGGACGCCAAACCCAGGUUAUGGAAGAUGACCGUGAAAUUGGGGCAUUUAUGUUUCGGAGAACUGUCCCAUCCAUGCAUCUAGUGGCUGAUGAUAUCCGCUGGAUGGUUGGUGCCUGGAGAGAUAGAAUUGUAAUCAGCACAGGAAGAUACGGGAUGGUUAAGCCCUUAAUUAAGGCCAUUCUAGAUUCUGGUGCAAAGGCUGUUAUAUGUCCAUCCAGUGAACCUCCUCAGAUGCAAUUAGCGUCAUUCCAUGGAUCAGGCGAUUUUGAUGAUUUGGAGAAUGGCAAAUUUGAGCUUGGGGAGGACGAUGCAGAAGAUGAAGAACCAGCAGAACCAGGGAGUCCUAUCAGUGACUGGGAAGAUAGUGACCUUGAGAAAAGUACAGAAAAUACAUCAAAGGCUUUCUGGGACCACGAGGAAGAGGAAUUGUCCCAGUUUGUUUGUCAUUUAUAUGAUUCAGUGUUUCGGGAAGGAGCAAAUGUGCAUACUGCACUGCAAAAUGCGCUUGCUUCACAUCGGAAGUUGAGGUAUUCAUGCCAUCUACCAAGUACGUCCUAGUUGUUUAAGUAGAAUACACACACAGAUGAUAUGUUAAUAUUCGAACGUUAUUAUACUGAAUGCCAAUACUUAUAAGGGGAUUAGGGAAGGCAAUAAAAGUAAUACAGGGGUGUCGGAAACUAGUAAUAAUUGAUUAGGCUAGUCUCUACAACCCACCCCCAUCCCCGCUGUUUUUUUUGGGAGUCAUAACUGUGUAUUGUGUCUGUCACAUUGGAACCUCGGAAAAUUCUUGACGAGUGUAAAUUUAUAGAGAAAUCAAUUUUUGAAUUCUUAUACUCAUAUUGGAUA
Chenopodium quinoa (quinoa) is the source of this 4856-nucleotide messenger RNA. Its product is annotated as phospholipase A I-like. The transcript has 18 exons. The record is from RefSeq and is a predicted model, not a curated record. Gene Ontology annotation, cellular component: membrane. NCBI's taxonomy places the organism in Eukaryota, Viridiplantae, Streptophyta, Magnoliopsida, Caryophyllales, Amaranthaceae. Gene Ontology annotation, molecular function: protein binding; glycerophospholipase activity. The coding region runs from base 612 to 4568 and encodes 1318 amino acids. Gene Ontology annotation, biological process: fatty acid metabolic process.